This is a messenger RNA of Populus trichocarpa (black cottonwood), 935 nucleotides long. RefSeq lists its product as uncharacterized. The record is from RefSeq and is a predicted model, not a curated record. The coding region runs from base 135 to 821 and encodes 228 amino acids. The transcript has 2 exons. Lineage: Eukaryota; Viridiplantae; Streptophyta; Magnoliopsida; Malpighiales; Salicaceae.
UAUAUAUAAAAUUAUUAUACCCUUAAAAUAGAUUGAUUUUGGAAACAGUUGUUCUAUAUAAUCACAGACCAAACCUACUACCUUUUCUUUGAACUGUUUAUUGAAGGGAGAAAAAAACCAUCCUCCGUCAAUCUAUGGCCAAAACUAAACCACAACUCUGCACCGCCCCCCUCCUCCUCCUCCUCUUUCUCCUCCUCACUACUACCAUAACAACAACCGCGUUCUCCUUCUCCCGUUCAUACUCUCAGUACAAAACCCUUUUCUCUCUCUCCCAUUCUCUCCUCACCCGCGUCUCCAACCUCCGCGCUUCCCGCGGUGACAUCUCAGGUUCAAAUCGGGCCAAGCUAAUUGCACAGAAGCUCGAGCGAGGGUUGGGAUUUGGGUUCUGGGGAUUGUCUUGGUCUGUUGGUUGGGAUUAUGCUAUAAACUACGCCUGGGGUCAUUUUGAUUAUAGGGAAUUGUACGGUGCUGUUUCGGAGAUGAAUGAGUUGCUGAGAUUUCUUGGUGAGUUGACGCGGUCGGGAUCGGAAAUUGAGCGAGCCACUUGGGUUGCCGGGAAUUACAAAAAUGUCCUUAGUGUUGCUCAGUCGGUGUUACGACGGCUUGUCAAAGUGUUUCGUCAAUCGGGUCCAUUAAAGGAGGUGGUGGAGACUGUACAGAGAGAGGUAGUGGAGGGUGAUUUGUUAAGGGACUGUCUUGAAUUGGGGAGCAAUGACUUGAAAGGUUUGGUUCAAAUUGUUAAAGAUUUGGCAUCACAGUUUUAUUCUUCUUCUUCUUCUUCUUCUACUGCUUCCCAGGAUGAUUACAAUAGCGAUCUAUGAUUUAUGUUAAAAUAAUGUUUGAUUUCAACAAUAUAUACUUACUAAUUGUCUCAUUUGUUUUAAUGUAAAUACCCAUUGUUUAAUGGUGGCAAAUGAAGUGAAUAUUCCAGCACA